AUGGGUCUAGUAUGUUGUCGUCCAAGUCAACCGCCUACCUCUCAAACGUCCACAUUAACUACUGUCAGUCCUUUAACAUCUUCACAUAGCACUCCCACUCCCACUCCCUAUGUCAUUCAGAGGCCUUCAUCGCAAGUCACUUCACAAAAAACAGCAAAAUGUCCGGAAUGUCACCAACUAACCUCUACCCUAUACUGGGGUUGGUGUCAACACUGUUCUGCUCGUCACUUUUCCGCAAAUUUUACUAACUGGUCAUCUGGAAACCUUAGUCUGGAUAAGUUAAUUCAAGAAAUUCAACUGAAUGCUACCUACAGUAAACACCCGGUCGCACUGAAAAGGUUAAAAGGAAGUGAGGAGUGCCCCGAAGAUUUUUUGAAUGAAAUCAAAUCUUUUCACUCGAUAACCCUUCAAGAACUCUCGUUCGAAGUGACCCGCUGUUUCGGCAUCAGUCAAGAUCCCACAACCAAGGAAUACAUCAUGGUUACAUCAUAUGCAGAAAAUGGGAGCUUGCACCACUAUCUCCAACUAAAUCCACAUAUCGAUUGGUCGACCCGGAUUUGCUUUCUUUUGAAGAUUGUCCAAGGACUGCACGUUAUACACAGUGCAGGAUUGACACACCGAAAUUUUCAUAGUGGAAAUAUAUUAGUGGGAAAACGAUAUCCGACGGUUAGUGAUUUUGGAUUAAACGGGUACAUAGGCAAGCAUGUCGGAAACACCAGUAAUACAGUGCUACCGGAAGAUUCACCGGACGUUUUCAAUGAUGGUGAUAAUUCGAACGGCUCCACAAUUAGCCUCUUAAAUUCUAAUAGGCCAAGCAUACGUGAUGUUCAGCACCCAAAAUGCUGGAUCCAAUUGAUGCGCAGGUGUUGGAAUGAUGACCCUGCACAACGACCCACCACUGUUGAAAUUAAGGAAGUGCUAGAAAAGUGGUAUCAAUUAAUAGAAACCAAUGUGACAAAGAACAGGGAAGAUUUGGAUAUCUUAAGGGACUUUAGGGAUGCUGAGAGUGUCAUUCUUCAAGAGAAUAGGAAUAGUAAUGGUGGGUUAUCGGUGAAUAGUGGAAAAUUGGUAAACAACAUAAGCUUGCUAGAGACCCGAAAGAAACAUCCCGAAGCACAUUAUUACAGUCGCAAGAUACCAACUAUGAAACUAGUGAAGAGAUUGGAAGAAAAAAUGAAACCACAAGAAGUUCGCGAUUACGUAAAUUUACGAUACCUACAAAUAGAUCCGUCAGCCUAUAGUUCGAGGAAUAACUCGAUGAAAAGUUCACCCACAACUAUGGCUACCGCCACACAAACCAUUAACAAUCAAUUGUUGAACCCAUAUCGUAAGUGGAGUAGUACAUGGGAUAAUGUCAUGGAAGAUCGAGAUGAUAGAAAGAGCUAUACAGAGAUGGUUGACACAGACAAUAGAAGCAAUUUGAGCAAAGGUGAUGAUAAUGAUAAUGUCCUAUUGAAGUACCGAGGUGGUGUUGUCGGUGGUGUAGUGGAAAUAUUGAGGAAUAGUUUUGAGAUUGAAGAAUCGAAUCAAAAUGAUGAUGAUAUUGUGGGAGAUGCUAAUGAUGACAUUACACCGAUAAGCAUUUUCUGGAAAGCGAAUUCGGAGGAUAGGAUUUUAGAAGACGGUAAAAAAAAGGUAACUAAUGACCUUCCAAUAAAUGUUGGGUUGGAGGGUGACCAUCGUCCAAAGAACGGUGGUGAUGUUCCUGUAAAUAAUAGUGAUUCACUAAUUCUAGAAAACGGAAAUCUAAUAAGUACUUCGAAUAUAAUCGACGCAACUCGGAAUCUAAGUUUCAAUGAUAUAAACAGUGUCAGUGAUGCCACAUCAAAACCAUCGCAAAAUCAUACGUCCAUAAGUUAUUUUUGA
Messenger RNA from Acaulospora morrowiae, 1866 nucleotides. Lineage: Eukaryota; Fungi; Glomeromycota; Glomeromycetes; Diversisporales; Acaulosporaceae. The record is from the annotation of a GenBank genome assembly.